AUGAAACUCCACUACGUCGGUGCUGCUAUUGAUACCGGACGCUUCUUCACCAUACUAGCCGAUACUACUUCGCAAGUUGCCAACUUUAACCCAGCACCCAAGUACGAUCCUAGCGCGAGAGGUGGUCUUGAAAAAGGUGUUCGGCUUUUCGACCCAAUAUACCAGAUUUCCUCGCUCGAUGUCCUAGUCCCAACCAAUUCGCCUACAUCCUGGAACGAAUUGACGUCGGCCGCUCGACUGGUCAAUUAUGGAACUCCAGUUUAUGGAGCAUACUGGCGCGAUGCGCAAGCCGAGUCAAUGAACCGAUCGGAAGUCUUCAGCCACAUCAUCAGCUUAGCACAAUCCAAGCUACUUUGUUCAAAUCAGCUGCCCCUACCGCAAAACCUCACCGAAUAUCAAGCCCUUGCAUUGCUAGGUACUACAAUCCAGCCAAGGCUCAGCGGCACUUUGCACUUGAACUCCGAGCUAGUUUCAUCGCAUGCAGCUCAUUGUGACUACAUCUCACCCGGUCGUGACCUGAUUCUCGCUAAUUACCCCUCCCAGUUUAUCUUGGCAUCUGCAGCGAAUAGAACUUUGGCAGACAAAGAAAUGCUCAUUUGCUGCAUCAAGAAGCUAACUGCCACUCUGCGCCUCGGACUUGAUGCCAAGGGAGUUGCUGGAGAGCUAGCCAGCAGGAUCAUUCUAUCAUGUGCGAUGCACGAGGCUAUGCGAAAAUCGAAGGAAGAUCCUGUCGAAAUACCUUACGGUCGCUCAGUUCGAUUGGCCGACUUUUUGAAUGCUUUAACCGGUCGUUCAGAAGACAACCUGAAGACAAAAGGCGACGUGGCUCCGUUACUGCCGCCAGAUGCACGACGAGCCUCCCAAGUUUUUCAUGGUUUCAAGGGCUAUGCGUGUCUUCCUGAAGGCGUAGCUGAAGCUCUAGAAGAAAUGAUACAAGUCGAACCGGAUUUGCGGUCGCUUCAUCAAGAUCAACCUGGAAGGGAAUACGCCCACACAGUUAACCCAUUGGUUUAUACUGGUCCCCAGAGCUGA
Messenger RNA from Puccinia triticina, 1032 nucleotides. RefSeq lists its product as uncharacterized. The record is from RefSeq and is a predicted model, not a curated record. NCBI's taxonomy places the organism in Eukaryota, Fungi, Basidiomycota, Pucciniomycetes, Pucciniales, Pucciniaceae. Bases 1 to 1032 code for a protein of 343 amino acids. The transcript has 3 exons.